Molecule: messenger RNA, 805 nt
Organism: Penaeus vannamei (Pacific white shrimp)
Lineage: Eukaryota; Metazoa; Arthropoda; Malacostraca; Decapoda; Penaeidae
Source: RefSeq, a predicted model, not a curated record
UCCUUGAGGAGCGCCCCGAACACCUAUUCCUUGAGGAGCGCCCCCGCCCGCCGCCACCCUGGCCGAGGGGGAGAUGUACAUGAGCAGCCGGGCCAACCUCGACUACUGGUCCACUGACAACUGCUGCGUCUUCGUGUCCCUUCGUCGGGGAACCAUCUUCAUUGGGGGUCUGUCUGUGAUAUGGCAGAGCGUGGUGGUGGCGAUCUCCGUGCUGGCGCUGGUGGAGUGUCACCUGAAAGACACGAACCCGGAUGACACCCUCGUAAGUGACACGGAGGCGAACGACACCGCUUUAUACGUUGACACUCUGUUCGCCAACGGAACGUGGGGGAACGAGACCGCGUUUUACAGCUCGCUUGUGAACGACACGUGUAAAUGGGUUCCGGAAGCCGAGAGGGAAAGCUUUGGGGUUUAUGACCAAAAUAUGCUCAACGUCGUGGUUGGAGUGAUUCUGGCGUUCUCAAGCAUAUACUGUUUACUCUCCGUGUGUGUCAUUGUAGGGGUUUUAUGGCACUCGCCGAGGCUGCUGCAAGGCUGGGUCGCGUUCACGGCCCUGUACAUGCUGCUGACCCUCGCUGACCUGCUCAUCACCCUCCCGUUCACCACCCUGCUCCACCUCCUCUGCUGCAUCACCCAGUUCGUCGUGUCCCUGUACGUGUGGGCGGUGGUCAAGUCGUACAUGCACGUGCUCAAGGUCGCCAAGAGGAAGCCCCCCGUGCCCGAGGAGGAGCGCACGGACUACACGGUGAACGGCGUCGACCUCCAGCAGGAGCCCGUGACGGUGUGACGACGACCCUGCCGGACG